This is a messenger RNA of Siniperca chuatsi (mandarin fish), 3073 nucleotides long. It is a transcript of the gene smpd1, whose product is annotated as sphingomyelin phosphodiesterase 1. Bases 200 to 2008 code for a protein of 602 amino acids. NCBI's taxonomy places the organism in Eukaryota, Metazoa, Chordata, Actinopteri, Centrarchiformes, Sinipercidae. Gene Ontology annotation, biological process: sphingomyelin catabolic process; ceramide biosynthetic process. The transcript has 10 exons. The record is from RefSeq and is a predicted model, not a curated record. Gene Ontology annotation, molecular function: acid sphingomyelin phosphodiesterase activity. Gene Ontology annotation, cellular component: lysosome.
AUCUUUGACACGUGAUGAGUCAGCUGACUCUCUGUGCCUUUCACAAGACCGAGCACUGCGAUUUAACAAGCAGUUUUGCUGCAGACCGACGAGCACACAGAGGGAAGACGACGACUCUCCGGUCUGCACUUGUUUGGAGGUACAGUAGCAAAAGAAGGGCCUGCCAGCAAACAGUUCUCGGAGGACACCUGCCAGCACAAUGAGGCCCCCGAUGCUGCUGCCCUCCUUUGGGCUGAUAACCUGCACUCUGGUUUUAAUGUUGCUGCAGUUUGGGUCCUGUCAUCCAGCACAGACGCCAGAAGAGCCCAGGCUGGUGUUCAUGGAGCAGUUUAGCCGACCAGGGGUCGGAUUUAACUGGAGAAAUGUCACCUGCCCCUUGUGCAAAGCAGUUUUCACCAUCCUUGAUAUCGCCCUUCUGAGUGACGCAAAUGAAGAGCGAGUGGCGCAUGCGGUAGGUGAGGCGUGUAUCCGUCUCCAUCUGGCUGAUGAGCAGGUGUGCCGAGAAAUAGCAGAGUUGUUCAGGGAUGACUUCAUCCGGGCUCUGCAGGAGUCCUUGCUAUGGCCCACUGAAGCAUGCGCCCUGCUGGUGGGCCCUUCCUGCGGCAAAUUUGACAUCUAUGCAGCCUGGAACAUCACAUUGCCAAAGGUCCUCAAGCCCCCAGUUACACCACCCUCUCCUCCCAAACCUGGUUCUCCACAGAGCAGGGUCUUGUUUCUGACUGAUAUCCACUGGGACCAGGGGUAUGUAGCCGGCAGCGCCGCAGACUGCAAGGAACCUCUUUGUUGUCGUAAAGACUCCGGCUCUCCAAGCUGGAGGCGGAGGGAGGCCGGGUAUUGGGGAACCUACAGUAAGUGUGACCUGCCUCUGCGGACGGUGGAGAACCUCCUGGAAAAUGCUGCCACAGCCGGGCCCUGGGACUGGGUGUACUGGACCGGAGACAUACCAGCGCACAACGUUUGGUCUCAGACCAGGAAACAGCAGCUGUCAGAACUUACAGUUAUCUCCAGGCUCAUCCACAAACACCUGGGACCUAAUGUGACAGUUUACCCUGCUGUAGGGAACCAUGAGAGUACGCCAGUGAACAGCUUCCCACCACCCUUUGUUCAUGGCAACAGAUCCUGCGCUUGGCUCUACGAUACAAUGGCAGAGGAAUGGGCGCCAUGGUUACCAGAGCAGGCUUUGAAGACUUUGAGAUAUGGAGGAUACUACACAAUGGAGAUUCAGCCUGGUCUAAGGGUGGUCUCUCUCAACAUGAACUUUUGUGCUCGAGAGAACUUCUGGCUCAUGGUGAACUCUACUGAUCCUGCUAACCAGCUGCAGUGGCUGGUGCAUAUUCUCCAGGCCAGUGAGGACAAGGGAGAGAAGGUACAUAUCAUUGGUCACAUCCCACCUGGCCUGUGUCUUGGCAGCUGGAGCUGGAAUUACUAUCACAUUGUCAACAGAUACGAAAGUACAAUUACUGGACAGUUUUUUGGCCAUACACAUCUGGAUGAGUUCCAAAUGUUUUAUGACGAGGCAACCAUGUCCCGGCCAUUGGGAGUGGCAUUCAUUGCUCCCAGUGUCACUACUUAUGUUAAUCUUAACCCAGGUUACCGUGUCUACUAUGUGGAUGGGAAUUACCAGGGCAGCUCUCGGCUGGUGCUUGACCAUGAAACCUACAUCCUCAACCUCACAGAAGCAAAUCACAGUCCAGGAGCGCCAAGUGGCCCAGAACAGAACCCCAAAUGGACACUACUGUACCGUGCCACAAAGGCAUAUGGCGUGACUAGUCUGUUCCCUUCUGACUACGACGGGCUGAUACGGACCUUUAUCACUGAUGACCGGGUCUUCCAGAAGUUCUGGUACUUAAGACAUAAAGGACAUGUGUCAGAGCCCUGCAAGGAGACAUGCAAAACGACAGUGCUCUGUUUUCUGCGAAGCGGGCGAUACGAUGAGCUGGAGCAGUGUGACCUCCUCAAUGGUUUUGGAGGAAACUUGGUCCGGGCGGCCAGAAAAACCCUUUGUUGACCUGAAGAAGUUUGGACUGAAUGUCGAGGUGGGGCGAAAAGCAAUAUGACCAAAUAUGAAAUUGAGCCGAAACGUUUUUUCCCUGUUGCUGGUUGGUCAACAAGGAUUGUUGUAUUUGUUUGAUAAUAUAGUCACAUAAGCUAUUACUCUGACAGUUUAUGUGGAUUCUAUAAACCUGACAGUGUAUGAAGAGUUCUUUAUGUCUUGUGUUAUCAAUCAUGUUUUUACAAAGACUUCUAACUGAUUGUCAUUCGCAACAUGCCUUAGGUGUGUCAACCACUGUUUUGCAAUGCCAGUUGUGUAAACACUGCUUGAAAUUGUCCUGAAAGAUGUUCUAUUUACUUAAAAUGCACAGGAUUGCAGGAGUUAGAUGGUUUGUUCAAAGUGGUCAUGAUUGUGGCAGUUCUGCUGCACUGGGUGCCUUGUAUCAGGGAAAGUUGUGUUAAACACAUCUAUCCUUAACAACAAUCCUGCAACUUUUAAAGCUGCUUAAAUGCUGUUCUACAGAAUAGCUUGUACCCAGUAAAUUGUGACAUAGUGGAAGGUUUGCAUUAAAAUUGAUGACUAUCUGUCCUUUUUGACCUGUGCCACACUGCAGUGUUAACAUAACGUUUGCUUUAAAAUGAUGCAGGCUGGUGGAUUAAUGGACCUCAGCCGUCACCUCUCAGGUUUGAGCUUUGCGGAGUUGCUACGCAGUACACAGUAUCUUAACUAAAUUUUUACAGUCCAUCUGCACCAUUGUGUUGAUUUAGGACAGUAUGUAAAGUAUCUACCGUAAUGCGCAGCACCCUCUGCCUCGGCAAAGAGGUGUUCAAACCUUAUUGAUUAACAGUAUUUCUCAGUGAGGGUUACUUUUGUCUGCACUUUAAUUCUUUGUUGGCUAGUUAACGUCUAGGUUUAAGAGAGCAAGUUUGAUAGACCCAAAGUGUGACAAGCAUGGGAAGGGUCUCAGAUCUUGGUCUAUGCAACCUGCGGUGUAACAUAAGCAUGACCAGCAAUGCAACUUGAAAAUGAGCAAUAAUUUAAAGAGAUGUAUAAAUUCUGAAAAUAAAAGAUUAAAUCUGA